AUGUUGUUGCCUCUGAAGAAGCAGCGUUUGACAACAGGCGGAAGAGGUCCAGUCAUGGCUGCGUCCAUCGAGAGUUUAUUAAGUGAAAUCUCUUCUGUUGAGGAUCCUACUGAAGAAUUACAGAGUUUAAAAACAGCUCUUUACUCCGUGCCCGUUGGUACUUUGAGAGAUUCCGUGAGCGGGCAGCGCUUGGGUGUCAUCUUUUCUCUCUUAAAUUCAAACUCUAGGGAACAGGUUGAACUAUGUGUGGACAUCCUAGAGCGGAUAUUGGUGGCUUUAAGUCCAGUUGUCUUGGUCCAGAACUACAGAGCCGAGCUUCAAGGAGGCAUUAAACACAACAAUGAUGCUGUUAAAAUACUGGCCUUGACACAGAUUGGGAGAAUAGUGGAACAUCCAGAUGCAGUCACUGAAAUCCUCGACAACACUGAGCUCCUCUGCACUGUCAUCCACUCAAUCGGAGAGGAGAAAAUUUCUGUGGCUAAACAGGCCAUUCAAUCGCUGUCCAAACUGAGUCAUUCAAAAGCUGGUUUGGAUAAACUAUUUCAGAGUGAGAUGCUGAAAACUCUAAAAGAAGUGAUGGCUGUCAGUGAUGUUGUCAGAUACAGAAUAUAUGAGCUUGUUGUGGAAAUCUCAUCUAUCUCUCCCAUUUCCUUCGGAUAUUGUGCCAACAGUGGCCUCAUCUCACAGCUGCUUGAUGAACUGACAGGAGAUGAUGUAUUAAUUAGAGUAACUGCAGUUGAAAUGGUGACACACUUAGCACAAAGCCUACAUGGUCGGCAAUUUUUGACAAAUCAAGGUAUAAUGAACCAGAUCUCCAACAUGAUCAGAGGAGCAGAAACGGAUCCCUUUUCUUCUCUCUAUCUUCCUGGUUUGGUGAAAUUCUUUGGCAAUGUGGCCAUUAUGGACAGUCCUCAGCAGAUUUGUGAAACCUACCCAGAGUUUCAGAACAAGGUGUUUGAGAUGGCCCUGGAUUCAGAUCCAGCUGUGAUUGGUGUGGCUUUGGAUACGUUGGGUUUGCUUGGCUCUACUGUUGAAGGCAAACAGGUCUUUCAAAAAACAGGAGAAAAAUUCAAAGCUGUACUAGUAAGAAUGAGUCACCUUGCCAGUACCGAAGCUACAGAGCUCAGAGUUCGAAGUUUGGAGGCCAUAUCCCAGCUGCUCACACUACAGCCAGAACAGCAGACAGAAGACCUUUUGGCCUUGACAGAGUCCUGGUUCCAGCUUUUGUCAAAACAGCCAGUGGACAUGAUCCAUAAAAUCAGCACUCAGCCUUUUCCAGAGCUACACUGCUGUGCUCUCCGCAUUUUUACUGCCAUUGCUUCUCAACCAUGGGGUCAGAGGUUAAUGAUGAGCACUCCUGGUUUUAUGGAGUUUGUUUUGGAUCGCUCAACAAGUCAAACUAAGGAUGCGAAAGAUGCAAAGUUUGAACUAGUAGGGGCACUUGUAAGUUCAUCAUCAGCAACAGAAAUCCUGGGCAGUCAGAACUGUCUGCGUCUGAAAACGUACUUGCGAGAAGGACCGUACUAUGUCACAGCAGUGGCAGUAGUUGGCACAGAAGGUGCUAACUGAGGAAUGCAUUUAUCACAGGUUUAACUGUAUACAUGCUCUAGUGCCACAGUCUUCUGUUCUAUAUUGUUCUAUUUGCCUUUUUCAGUGGAAUCUCUAAUAAACAGACAAGAACU
This is a messenger RNA of Periophthalmus magnuspinnatus, 1682 nucleotides long. It is a transcript of the gene psmd5, whose product is annotated as proteasome 26S subunit, non-ATPase 5. Bases 1 to 1569 code for a protein of 522 amino acids. Lineage: Eukaryota; Metazoa; Chordata; Actinopteri; Gobiiformes; Gobiidae. The record is from RefSeq and is a predicted model, not a curated record. Gene Ontology annotation, biological process: proteasome assembly. Gene Ontology annotation, cellular component: cytosol. The transcript is spliced from 10 exons.